ACAGAAAACAAACUGUUGGUUCGUUGUUGUAAAUCUGCUAACACUGUGGGUUUUUCCAAAAUCCUCAACAAACAAAAAAACUCGUUUGAUUUCAAAAUUUGUCCAAAGCCAAGCAAACAGAUGAAGAAGGUUAAGCAGAUUCGCGUCUCAAAGCCUUUCGAUCUUCUCUCCGAAGAGCUCGUCUUCAUCAUCCUUGACCUCAUCUCUCCCAACCCUUCCGAUCUCAAAUCCUUCUCUCUUACUUGCAAAUGGUUUUACCAACUCGAGUCCAAGCACCGCCGAUCCUUGAAACCUCUCCGCUCCGACUACCUCCCUCGCAUCUUGACCCGUUUCCGCAACACCACCGAUCUCGAUCUUACCUUCUGCCCUCGUGUCACUGACUACGCCCUCAGCGUCGUUGGCUGUCUCUGCGGUCCUACGCUCCACUCCCUCGACCUUUCUCGCUCUGGCUCCUUCUCCGCCGCGGGGCUCUUGAGACUGGCCGUCAAAUGUGUCAAUUUAGUCGAGAUUGACCUGUCGAAUGCGACGGAGAUGAGAGACGCCGAUGCGGCGGUGGUGGCGGAGGCGAGGAGUCUGGAGAGGCUGAAGCUGGGGAGAUGCAAGAUGCUCACGGACAUGGGAAUCGGAUGCAUCGCAGUUGGAUGCAAGAAGCUCAACAUGGUUAGCUUGAAAUGGUGCGUUGGCGUCGGAGAUUUAGGCGUUGGCUUGCUUGCCGUCAAAUGCAAGGACAUUCGCAGCUUAGACCUCUCCUACUUGCCGAUUACAGGCAAGUGUUUACAUGACAUUUUGAAACUCCAACACCUUGAAGAACUUUUUCUAGAAGGGUGCUUCGGAGUAGAUGAUGACAGUCUUAAAUCUCUCAGACAUGAUUGCAAGUCAUUGAAGCUGUUUUUUAGAACAGAAAACUUGGUAUUCUCAGAAUAUGGCUUGAAGAAGAUGUUACACUUCUUCCUGAAACAUUUAACUUUUCGAGAGAGGAUGUAUAAACAGAAGCUUGAUGCAUCCAGCUGCCAGAAUUUAACUCAUAAAGGUUUAACCUCACUUUUAAGCGGAGCGGCAUGUCUCCAGCGACUGGAUCUAGCACAUUGUUCUUCUGUGAUAUCAUUGGAUUUUGCGAGUAGCUUAAAGAAGGUUUCAGCGUUACAGUCAAUCGGGUUGGAUGGUUGUUCUGUUACACCUGACGGUUUAAAGGCGAUAGGCACAUUGUGCAAUUCCCUGAAAGAGGUUAGCCUAAGCAAGUGUGUGAGCGUAACUGAUGAAGGUCUCUCUUCUCUAGUAAUGAAACUGAAAGACCUCAGAAAACUUGACAUCACAUGUUGUCGGAAACUAAGUGGAGUUUCAAUCACCCAAAUCGCCAAUUCAUGUCCCUUACUAGUCUCUUUGAAGAUGGAGUCUUGUUCUCUUGUUUCCAGAGAAGCCUUUUGGUUGAUCGGACAGAAGUGUCGGCUACUUGAAGAGCUUGACUUAACUGACAACGAGAUUGAUGAUGAAGGACUGAAAUCCAUAUCUAGUUGUCUUAGUCUUUCCUCGUUAAAGUUGGGAAUUUGUCUUAACAUAACAGACAAAGGGCUCUCGUACAUUGGGAUGAGCUGCUCAAAUCUCCGUGAACUUGAUCUCUAUAGGUCAGUAGGAAUAACGGACGUAGGCAUCUCCACAAUCGCCCAAGGCUGCAUUCAUCUGGAAACAAUAAACAUAUCAUACUGCCAAGACAUAACAGACAAGUCCCUGGUUUCAUUGUCAAAAUGCUCGUUGUUACAAACAUUCGAGAGCAGGGGAUGUCCUAACAUCACGUCACAAGGACUUGCGGCCAUUGCUGUUCGGUGCAAGCGACUCGCCAAGGUCGACUUGAAGAAGUGCCCAUCCAUCAAUGAUUCUGGGUUGCUCGCUCUCGCCCACUUCUCACAGAAUCUCAAACAGAUAAACGUGUCAGACACAGCUGUGACUGAGGUGGGACUUCUCUCCCUAGCCAACAUAGGGUGUUUACAGAACAUAGCGGUUGUGAUUUCAAGUGGUUUAAGCCCAAGCGGAGUAGUAGCAGCAUUGCUGGGGUGUGGAGGACUAAGGAAAGCGAAACUACAUGCCUCCCUAAGAUCGCUCCUUCCUCUAUCUCUAAUCCACCACUUGGAAGCUCGUGGUUGUGCUUUCCUCUGGAAAGACAAUACCCUUCAGGCGGAGUUAGAUCCCAAGUACUGGAAGCAACAGCUGGAAGAGAUAGUGCCUUGAAAGUGUGAAACAUUCUGAAUGGGAAAGAGGGUUUCUAUCGGAGCCAGAAGACAGGCCAGUUUUGGGAUGUGGCCCAGUGUGGAUUUUUUUUUUUUUUUUCCUUUUGAAUACCAGGAGGUAAUUUUUCUAGACCCGAAACCACAGCAUGUAAUAUUAGUUUCGUCCCAAGCGGCCCAAUGUGGAUUAGCUGGAACAUUUUUGGUCUCUUUUGUGUUAUUGUUGACGGCGCGUGUACUAACCAACCCCACACAACCUUACAUUAUAAGUUUAGUCACAUGGUGGUGAUAUGAAUGGUACCGUUGUAUAUGUAAUCUUUUUUUUUUUGGUUGGGUGCCGAUAUUAACGGACGUAACAGAGUCACAAGGGAUGCCCUCUCUGUUUCUUUUUUGACUUUUUCCUUCUCUCUUUUUAUGUGUAAUCAUAUGAGUAUUCUGUAA
Arabidopsis lyrata subsp. lyrata is the source of this 2660-nucleotide messenger RNA. RefSeq names its product F-box/LRR-repeat protein 3. Gene Ontology annotation, molecular function: protein binding. Gene Ontology annotation, biological process: SCF-dependent proteasomal ubiquitin-dependent protein catabolic process. NCBI's taxonomy places the organism in Eukaryota, Viridiplantae, Streptophyta, Magnoliopsida, Brassicales, Brassicaceae. The record is from RefSeq and is a predicted model, not a curated record. Gene Ontology annotation, cellular component: SCF ubiquitin ligase complex. The transcript is spliced from 9 exons. Bases 121 to 2223 code for a protein of 700 amino acids.